GUUCAGGUGGAAUUACUUGGAAGAACAAGACUCAAGUGCACUGCCUGGUUUCACAAAGUUCCUGCAAGGAGGAGGUAGAGCCAAGUUCACUAACCCACUCUUUCCCACUCUCUCCUACCCAACUUGGACUACUCUAUCAACGGGCCAGUAUGCUGAGACACACGGCAUUGUUGGUAAUUAUUUCUACGAUCCCCAAACAGAGGAAGUCUUCUCCCUCUUUGACAAAGAAAGCACAGGAAAACAGAAGUGGUGGACCUCGGAGCCCAUCUGGACAACAGCAGAGAAAGCUGGUCUUCGCACUGCCCAGUUCUUGUGGUCUCGCUGUGAUGUUCCUUUCGACGGCAUUCUUACACACUUCUGUGAACCAUUCGUCAAGAUACCUGGCAAGGAAAUAUUUAGAAAGAAUAUACAAAGAGCGUUGGAAAAAUUUGACGAAGGCUUUGACUUCGUUCAGGUGUAUACGGAGCACACUGACAACAUGGGCCAUAAUACAGGCCCAGAUUCAGAAGACACACAUCAAGCAGUGAGAGACUUAGAUGAUGUGUUAAUGUUCCUCAUGAAUGAGCUUGAAGCUAGAGAUCUUGCGGACGAAGUGAACAUUGUGAUUGUGAGUGAUCAUGGGAUGGCGUACACUGCCCCGGGAGCCAUCCAGAGACAUGAGUUGGAUGACUACCUUGAUCAAAGCCUCGUUGACAAUAUUGCUGAUAAAGGUGCCUUCGUUAACAUCAAGGUUCCUGCUGAGCAUAUUCCACAAGUGUAUGAGCAGGUAUCGAAGAUACCAGGUGUGACUGCCUACAAGCACUCUGACAUACCAGAGCGAUUCCAUUACAAGAACAACAAGUACAUCCAUGACAUCAUUCUCUUAGCUGAUCAAGGACACUUCAUUAUGGCUUCCAAGUCGGAGAAACAACUCCCGUUAAGAAAUAACUAUGUGUACAUUGGUGCUCAUGGCUAUGACCCAGAUCUUCAAGACAUGAAGGGAAUAUUCUUCGCUAAAGGCCCAGCAUUCAAGUGUGGAUGGACAAUUGAUCCCAUCCAUAUUGUGGAUAUAUACCAAGUCCUGAGCCACGUGCUGGGCGUGGCACCACAGCCUCAUAAUGGCACCUGGGAGCGAGUGAGGGAAAUAUUUACCAGUGAUGGAUCACAUACUCUUUACACAGCUCCUUCACAUACUUCACCGCUGCAAAUCAGCUUCCUCUUAUCUUCUGUUGUACUUAUCAUGUUCUGUGUUACAUAUUACAAACGCUGAAACAAUUAGGGUUAUACAUAGCCGGGGCAGUGAGUGGCAGACAAAUUCAAGGAAGAGGAAGACAGCUACAACGCCUUGGAUCAAGAGUUAUUCACUAUGAAAGUUGUAUAUCAACAUGAAUUUCAGUGUAGAGGCAUACUUCAUUGUAAGCGUAAGUGAUUUUUGUGAACUUUAAUAAUGACAAAAUCAUGGUUA
Cherax quadricarinatus is the source of this 1444-nucleotide messenger RNA. RefSeq names its product glycerophosphocholine cholinephosphodiesterase ENPP6. The record is from RefSeq and is a predicted model, not a curated record. NCBI's taxonomy places the organism in Eukaryota, Metazoa, Arthropoda, Malacostraca, Decapoda, Parastacidae.